UACCAAAUGGAGGAAAAGAAAAGAAAAUGUCUCCUUCAAUCCUUUGCUGAUGUACUCACAACAAUAUAAAGGUCCUUUUGUAACCCAAAUUAAGCAGAAAAGAUAAAAUAUGGGUCAAUCCCUCGACAAAAUAGAGAAGCACGAGGAGAAGAAAAUAAAAUUAAUUGGUCCGGCAGUUGAAAGUUGUUAUGGAGAGCUAGAAAAGCACAGUGAUCGUGACCAAACCUUCGAUAAUUUCUAUCAAGCACUAUGCGAAACUGUGGAAAAAAUCAAUGAAAAGCUUGGCAGCACACAAUUCCGGAUUACCAAGACAGACAGACUCCGUGACGCUUAUGAAAAGCAUCACAAAGAGGAAGAAAAACCAUUGACAUUACAAGAGUUUGAGGAGAUAUUGCGAGAAGUAAUAGAAGAGACAGGGAUUAGAGGUACUGGAGCCAAGGAUACUCUAAUUUACACCUUCGGAGUUCCCAUCGCUGCCUUUUUUAUCAAGCAGAGACUAAUUCCACGAGCCAUUCCUAACGUGUUUUUCAUUCCUGGAAUUACUUCUCUAACUGUCUUCCUUCUUUCUAAAUUUAACAAGAUUUAAUAAAUUACUACACUAUAUAAUUAUAUUGAAUAAUUCUUUUUUAAAGUAUGGAUAUACAUAAAUUUUUAUUUGUUUA
Messenger RNA from Ziziphus jujuba (common jujube), 662 nucleotides. RefSeq lists its product as uncharacterized. The record is from RefSeq and is a predicted model, not a curated record. The transcript is spliced from 4 exons. Bases 110 to 586 code for a protein of 158 amino acids. Lineage: Eukaryota; Viridiplantae; Streptophyta; Magnoliopsida; Rosales; Rhamnaceae.